AUGGAUCUCCAGGAUCUUCCAAUCAAUCCCAUGGAUACCCAUAAUUCCUUCACCGAUGGGAACUUUGUUACUCAAAAGUCAUCACACAGAUUCUCUGCAUUAGCACAUGACCAAGUACAUGAACAGCAGAAUGCUGUAGUCAAAGGUGAUGGUGGGGUAAUAGGAAUCACUGAGAAUGAAGCUGCUCUUUGUCGAUGGAUGGUGGCUGGUCCAGAAAUAGCAAGAAUUAUGAGUGAAUAUGAGGACCAGUUCCAGAGCGAGAAGGAACCUGAUGUUCGCCAUCAUGAGCAACUACCAAGCAUGCAGAAAUCCUUUGCAACAGAUCUCAACAAUACAAUAAGUUCAUUUGAGAAACUGGGGAAUCCAUUUGAUGAAGACACUAAAGAUCUGUACGUGCUUGACACCAAGGUCGUCAUGCCCCAUGAAGCAGUCGCAACACUCAGAUCAAUAGAGGAAACUGGCAAGGCACAACAUAACAAAUUUCUGGAGAGAAUGAAAGAUCCUUCUGGAAAAUUCUAUGACAAAAUUUCAAAGAACAAUCUGGCAAUAUUCAAAUCCAAGGCCAAGAAAGUACAUGCCAAGUCUUUGGUGAAGAUGACUAAUAUGAAAAGCAAUGUUGAGCUAUUUUCUCGAAUGUACAUUUCUUGUCAAGCUAGAGAUGGUGAUAUCGACACAUUCUUUGAACAUGAAUGUCACAGUUGGCCCCCAGCAUUGGCAGAGAAUAUUGAUACAAUGCGCCCUCCAACCAGCAAAGCUGAUCUUGUGCCUUGUUUGGAAGCUCUUGUACCCCGUACCAAGGACAUACCCAAAGCAGAAGUUUGCAUUUUCGAUGGGGCAGCCCUAGUGCAUCAGUUGGAACCCAAAAAAUGCAAUGAUGUAAUCAAGACAUUUGGAGAUUAUGCAGAGAAGCAGUUCCUUCCAUACAUUGCCCGAAAAUUAAAUGAGGAGACGGUGGUACGUGUCGAUGUUGUGUGGGAUACAUAUAGAACCGACAGCCUAAAAGGAGGCACCAGGCUUGGUCGGGGUACUGGCAUGCCACUUCAUGUAACUGAACAAACACCAGUACCUCUAAACUGGAGCAGCUUCCUUCGUGUAGAUUCUAACAAGAAGACAUUGUUCAAUUUCCUUGCUGCUUCUCUACAAACAAUGAGUGUUCCAGAUGGAAAAACUCUACUUACAACCCAGGAAGAAGAGGUUAAAUCAAAACCCUCCUUAAAUGUUUGGCAGAACAUUCAACCAUGUACACAUGAAGAAGCAGAUUCACGCAUGGUGCUUCAUGCUUGGCAGGCAUAUCAGCAAGGAUUCAGAAGUAUUAUCAUUCAUGCUACAGACACAGAUGUGGUUGUGUUGGCUAUCGCAAUGGCCAGUAAAAUGGAUGGCGUCGCAUUGUGGUUGGCCUUUGGACAUGGAAGAAUUCUGAGGUACAUAGCAGCUCAUACUAUUUCGAGAAAGCUGGGCCUCGAACGUUCAUGGGGACUACUGUUCCUGCAUGCUGUUACUGGAUGUGAUACCGUUUCUGCUUUAUCUGGGAUAGGCAAGAAGACUGUGUGGGAUGUAUGGAAUUCCAUGCCAAACUUAGGAGAGGUCUUCAAUCGUCUCUCGAAUGCACCAUUUGAAGUAACAAAUGAUGACAUGGACACAAUUGAAAGGUUCUUUGUUGUCCUGUACAGUAGAACUUCCUCUCUGAAGAAAGUAAAUGAAGCACGUAAGCAGCUAUUUGCUCAGGGGAAUCGACAGCUGGAAAACAUUCCACCAACUAAAGAAGCACUGCGUCAACAUGUGAAGAGGGCAGUCUAUCAAGCAGGUCACAUAUGGGGACAAUCUCAAAAAGCAAACCCAGAGCUGCCUUCGCCUGCAGAUUGGGGAUGGACAAAGGAUGAUGAGGGAUGGCAUCCAUUCUAG
Messenger RNA from Lytechinus pictus (painted urchin), 1902 nucleotides. RefSeq lists its product as uncharacterized. Lineage: Eukaryota; Metazoa; Echinodermata; Echinoidea; Temnopleuroida; Toxopneustidae. The transcript has a single exon. The record is from RefSeq and is a predicted model, not a curated record. The coding region runs from base 1 to 1902 and encodes 633 amino acids.